AUGUCCUUGGUUGCAGGUGUAGUUUUAGGUACAGCGCUUGUUUGCAUUAUUGCCUUCUUACGUUAUACGCUAUAUUUGACAAGUAGAAAUAAAAGAGAGAGUCGAGUUAGACUUGAAAAGUUUUUGGAAGACUACAAGGCCAUCAGACCAACACGAUAUACUUAUGCUGAUAUUAAGAAGAUAACUGAUGAUUUUAAUGAAAAGUUAGGAGAAGGGAGUUACGGAACUGUAUACAAAGGCAGACUUUCCAGUGAAAUCUAUGUUGCAGUAAAAGUCCUACGCGAUUCCAAGGGUAAAGGGGAAGAAUAUAUCAAUGAAAUCGGCACAAUUGGGAGAAUCCACCAUGUUAACGUGGUCCUCUUACUUGGUUUUUGUGCUGACGGAUUCAGACGAGCUCUGAUCUACGAAUACCUACCAAAUGAUUCACUUGAAAGGUUUAUUUUACCAGUGAGCUCAAGUACGGGUAGUGUCUCAGUCAUCAGCUGGAACAAGCUUCAACAUAUUGCUCUGGGUACUGCAAGAGGGAUUGAGUAUCUUCACCAGGGAUGCGAUCAGCAAAUCCUGCAUUUCGAUAUCAAACCACAAAACAUCCUUUUAGACCACAACUUGAACCCCAAAAUAUGUGAUUUUGGCUUAGCCAAACUGUGUUCUAAAGAAAAAAGUGCGAUCACUAUGACAGCUGCUAGGGGUACCAUUGGUUACAUUGCACCAGAAGUGUUGUCAAGAAACUUUUGUAAAGUUUCUCAUAAGUCUGAUAUUUAUAGCUUUGGGAUGCUCUUGUUAGAAAUGGUUGGUGGGAGGAUAAAUAUGGAUGCUAAGACGAAUAACCAUUGCAAAGUGAAUUCUUUGGAAUGGAUAUAUAGACAUUUGGAGAAAGGGGAAGAAUCGAAGAUUCGGAUAGAGGAAGAAGGAGAUGCUACAAUUGUGAGAAAAAUAGCUAUUGUUGGACUUUGGUGCAUACAGUGGCAUCCCGUUGAUAGGCCUUCAAUAAAAGAAGUUACUCAGAUGCUGGAAGGAGAUGGGAGCCAUCUUAACUUGUCCCCAAAUCCUUUUAUGGCUACUGAUAAGCCUAAGUUAAAUGCAAGUCCUCACGGUGAAGAUCUAGACGUGAUAUUAGAAAUUAAAUAACACUUCAAAGUCAUUUGUAUAAUGAAAAGGAAUUAGUGUAAGAAUUGCAAAAGUAUUUUGUUUCAUAGUAAUAAGGAAGCUGAAUGAUACACAUUUAGUCUUAUUUCUCGAUUUGUAUGCAUUAGAUCCUUACAUUGAAACCAAAAGAAAUGUCAGUUGUUUUCUCAAGGCUUUUCCCAAUA
Solanum lycopersicum (tomato) is the source of this 1310-nucleotide messenger RNA. RefSeq names its product rust resistance kinase Lr10-like. The record is from RefSeq and is a predicted model, not a curated record. Gene Ontology annotation, biological process: protein phosphorylation. Gene Ontology annotation, molecular function: protein kinase activity; ATP binding. NCBI's taxonomy places the organism in Eukaryota, Viridiplantae, Streptophyta, Magnoliopsida, Solanales, Solanaceae.